CCAUCUCAUGGAGGAGACGAGAAGUUUGACUGGUUUUCUCAGUGGUAUCCAGUUGCAUCAGUCUGUGAUCUUGACAAGAGGAAGCCGCAUGCCAAGAGAGUGAUGGGUUUUGAUGUAGCUGUGUGGUGGGAUAGAAAUGAAAGUGAAUGGAAGGUGUUUGAUGAUUCUUGUGCUCAUGGGUUGGCUCCAUUGUCUGAAGGGAUGAUUGAUCAGUGGGGCCAGUUGCAGUGUGUGUACCAUGGGCAGUGUUUCAAUGGCUCUGGUGACUGCAAAUUCAUUCCUCAGGCUCCCCCAGAUGGUCCUCCGGUUCACACAUUCAAGAAAGCACGUGCAGCUGUUUAUCCAAGUGCUGUGCAGAAUGGAAUUGUCUGGUUUUGGCCAAACACUGAUUCUCAAUUCAAAGAUAUUCUUACAAAGAAAAAGCCUCCUUACAUCCCAGAAUUGGAUGACCCCUCAUAUACCAAGUCCAUGGGAGCUAGAUAUUUUCCAUUCAGGUACGAGGUUCUGAUGGAAAAUAUCAUGGACCUUGCAUAUGCACAUUACAGGAUAAUGCAAAUUCCACAGGCAAACAGAUGAGCCAGAUCUAACUAGGCCUAGUUUUAGUUAUUUUGCUAUGUUGCCUAGUAUGAAUGAGAUUCAUUUAUCUCACACAUUUUCUUUCACACCCAAGGCAGAUAGAGAAGGGGGGGACACCAAUUGAGAUCAGUGUGAUGAGAAUAGCCAUAGAUGGUUUUGUUGCAGAGCGGGAGCUUGCCAGGAGCAAAUUUAUUCCUCCCUGUUUGUGCUAUACUUGUUUGGGUUUUCCGGCAUAUCAAAGUAAUGGAUCUGUAUCAUCAGACCUUACCAAAGAGGAACCAUUGCCUCAUGUGUCUCCAAACAGAGCACUUUUGAUUCUUAUCUGUGUUCCAGUAAGUCCAGGAAAUAGCAGAUUGAUAUGGACUUCUCCAAGAAACUUUGGACCGUGGACUGAUUGUAUGGUUCCAUGAUGGAUGCUUCAUAUGAGGCAAAACCUUAUUCUAGAUUCAGCUAUAUAUCUUCCCCAUGUAGAGGAGUAUAAGCUUAUGAAGGCCGGCCUUUCCAAUUGGCAGAAGGCUUGUUUUAUGCCAACAAAGUCAGAUGCCCACAUCAUUGCCUUUAGAGCAUGGUUGAGGAAGCACUCAGCAGGGCCCUGCCCCCAACUCCUCCCAGAGAGCAGCUAAUGGACAGGCAAGACUUGAAUUUUUUUUUUCUUUGAUAACCAAGGAUUCCAUGGCCAAGCCUCUAGGACUCUUUCCAUAGGGAUCCAAACCUUGGGGUGCUGACCGUCCCGCAACAAUCAGCACUGGGUAAAUUAUGGGUAUCAUAAGUGAUAGGUUUCGAAUCCAGGACCAUGUGCCACUUAUUGGGACUAUAAGUCCCAGUGUUAGCCCUGACCAACUAAGCUACCUGAUGGAGUAGACCUGAAUU
Messenger RNA from Vitis vinifera (wine grape), 1446 nucleotides. RefSeq names its product protochlorophyllide-dependent translocon component 52, chloroplastic-like. Gene Ontology annotation, molecular function: 2 iron, 2 sulfur cluster binding. NCBI's taxonomy places the organism in Eukaryota, Viridiplantae, Streptophyta, Magnoliopsida, Vitales, Vitaceae. The record is from RefSeq and is a predicted model, not a curated record.